GCAGGUGCUCGUCAUCUUCAUGGUCGCCGGUUUGUUAAUCUGAGCUCCCCAAAACCCUAAUACACUACAACAGAGAUCACCAUGGAUAUGGAUAUCGAUGAAUCGAAGACUGCAGAAAGCGCGCGCUCAUUCAAAGCAGAAGACCUGUUCAAGGCGGCAGAAAAUGGAGAUACUUCUGUCUUCACUUCGCUCUCUCAAGACCAACUCCUCAACUCGCUUUCUCUCCGCAACGAAGACGCCCGCUCCCUCCUCCACGUCGCCGUCUCCUAUGGCCAGACCGAGGUUGUCAAGAUACUGUUAGCUGGAGAUCCAUUGAAGAGUGGUGUAAAUAGUGCUGAUGAGGAAGGCUGGGCUCCAAUUCACUCGGCAGCUAGCUGUGGCAAUGACAAAAUUCUUGAGAUUUUGAUAAGCAGUGGAGCUGAUGUGAAUUUGAAGAACGAUGGUGGUCGUACUGCACUCCAUUAUGCUGCUAGCAAGGGUUGGCUAAAAAUUGCAGAGAUUCUGAUUUCUCAUGGUGCAAAGAUCAAUUCAAAAGACAAGCUUGCUGGAUGCACCCCUUUGCAUCGAGCAUCAAGCACAGGGAAAGCAAAACUAUGUGAAUUUCUAAUAGAGGAAGGAGCUGAGAUUGAUGUUGAAGAUAAAACAGGUCAAACUCCGCUCAUGAAUGCUGUGAUUUGCGGCUACAAUGAGGUAGCUCUCCUUCUGAUAAGGCAUGGAGCAGAUGUUGAUAUAGAGGACAAGGAGGGUUAUACUGUUCUUGGUCGCGCCUCACCUGAUUUUCGAUCAAUUCUGAUCGAUGCAGCCAAGGCUAUGCAAGAGGAAGAAUGAGAGAUUUAUUUCUUCUUCAUCUUAACUAAUGAAUGAAUGAAUGAAUGGAAAUGAGUAUUCUAUACUAAUUUUCAAAUUUUCCUUUUCUUGUAAGACAGAAUAUAGUUAUUCCAUUUGUGUUUGCUUAGAGUGG
This is a messenger RNA of Impatiens glandulifera, 961 nucleotides long. RefSeq names its product 26S proteasome non-ATPase regulatory subunit 10. The transcript is spliced from 5 exons. NCBI's taxonomy places the organism in Eukaryota, Viridiplantae, Streptophyta, Magnoliopsida, Ericales, Balsaminaceae. Gene Ontology annotation, molecular function: protein binding. Bases 82 to 828 code for a protein of 248 amino acids. Gene Ontology annotation, cellular component: nucleus; cytoplasm. The record is from RefSeq and is a predicted model, not a curated record.